AUGACAAUAAAUGUUCCUAAGACCCUCCUUCCUGGUAUCAACCGUGAGCAUCUCCGACUCCUGGACACGAAAUGCAAAGCUGAGAAAGACGACACUUAUUACAGUCUAACAACACCGCUAACCGCGUGUAAAACUACACGCAAGCACACGACUACAGAUGUCGUUUACUCCAAUAUGGUCUUGAAAGUUCCCACAGCUUCCAAAAAAGCCAUGAUACGUGAGUUGAAAAUACAGUUCAGUUGUGUUCAUUCCAGUCAUGGUGUGGUGUCAUCGGUUGGUUGGAGAGCAGUCAAUAGAAAAGUCAUAAUUAGUGAAGAAGGCAAAGGGAACUUCACACUCGUUUUGAAUAUGUUCCCUGACAAGAAAUUUGAGAUUCCUUACAAGGAAGAGGAUUUUCUUUUAUUUGUGGCACAGAAACGUCUUUUCUUGGAGGUAUCGGUGAUAAGUGAUAAGCGGAUGUCAAGUAUUGCUGAUCGAUGUUAUACCACGCCCACUCAUCAACGAGAAAACGCACCGAAGUAUGAGUUUAUUUCGAAAGGAAGUGCCAACUAUCCCUCUGUGGUCUACCAUUCCGCACACUCGAUCAACUUGCAGGGGUUUAGCAUUGAAACCGCUAAAUUUAUUGGUACCGAUUCGUUUGUAUUUGUUCAGUGCCACGUGAUCAUAUGCGACGCAACCGACCCAGAUUCCCAAUGUGCGAAGAAGUGUUCAUCAGGUAACAUAGGGAAACGUCAAGUAAGUGAUCACGAGAUGGAUGAGCAGUAUUCUUGGACCCAGGGUCCGCUCCUUCAUGUUAGCGAGGAGAAAGAAGAGAAGGAAAGCAAUGGUGGAGCCAGUGACGAAAAGAACGCUUCUGAUAUUACCUUCGUAGUUGGUCUGGUAAUGAUAUGCAUUGCUUGCCUGGCGGCCAUGGGAACUGGACUUGUAAUCUUUAAAAAGUUACGACACAAACGGUCUGCUGCAGAAGUUUUCAGUGGUCAUGAGAAGGAAAAGCCUGAACAUUGA
This is a messenger RNA of Stylophora pistillata, 1005 nucleotides long. RefSeq names its product ZP domain-containing protein. NCBI's taxonomy places the organism in Eukaryota, Metazoa, Cnidaria, Anthozoa, Scleractinia, Pocilloporidae. The record is from RefSeq and is a predicted model, not a curated record.